AUGGCAAGAACAACUAGGUCAAAGGCGAGUGCAUCGGCCGCCGCGACAUCAGAUACAAAAUCGACGACGACCUCUAGCACCAAAUCAAAAUAUGCAUUAUCUACAGAAUCCAUAAAUCCACCCAAGCUCUUCAUUCUACCUACUAGCGCUACCAAAGAUGCGAAAAUAGUCUCCCUAUUAAACCCAAGAUACUUAAAACCGACGAGAUAUCUAGUAUGCCCCGAGACUGGCAUAUACGAGCUCACCAGAAUUGCUGCGCCCAAGACGGCGCCCAGAAGCUGGUUGAUAGAAUGCGGUGAUACAGGCAAAGUGGAAGAGAAAACAAGCAAAGAUGGCGCUGAGCUUAGCGCUUAUAUCACUAAAGGUGCUGACUUAUACGUCGCGACCCUCAUUGAUCCUAUAUUCCUUCUCCUACCUGCAUUUGCAGACAAAUCCGCCAAUACCAAAGAUGGGAAGCAAAUGUUUGUAUCUAGCGACGAUUACCUCGACUCCAUACGCGACAAGUCCCCACAUCUAUCUGAGAUAUUGCGAUGGGGGAAUGUACGGACGUUACUAGAGUCGCGGAUGGCCGCAAUAUGCGAUACGGUAGAUGCAGGCAACGAGUCCAUGUUCCGUUUUAGCGAAGACAAGCUCUUAACCGAAGUGCUGGGCAAGGCGCAGAAGAUGAGCGAGCAACCCUUGCCAAAAAGUAUGGAGGAAAAGUUUGUGGCUAAAGCUCUAGAAGCGCCGGUGGUGGGUAUAAAAAGAGAGAACACGACGACACUGUCUAUCUCACAGCAGACGGAAACACAAGCACAAUCAGAGACCCCAGCGUCAACUUCAACAGCAUCGACCCCCAAACCCGAGUCUGUCGAAAGCCAAUCUUCUACCUCAUCCACAGAAACGACUACAACCCUCGUAUCGGAAGUAUCUACAACUGCCACCUCAGUCGUCGAGGAGUUGAUAGCCACUACUACCACCACAGAAAUAAUACCGUCACUCGGCGCCUCUCCAGAAAUCAUAAAACUACAACGCCUACGCACGGCCUUCAACUUCAUCUGCUCAUGCUACAUUACCCCAUCACAAGUCACACAAUUACAGACCAAGCUUAAAGAACAGACACCCCCAGCAGUCGACUUUGCGCCUCUAGACACCUACCUAGAGGGUAUCAGCAAGCUACGACAGGAGCUAGCCGCGGCGCGCAGCGUGGGCGACUAUUCGCGAAAGCGCGUACUAGACGAGGAGGAAGUAGCAGACCGCGCCGAGAAGAAGCGCCGGAAAGAAGAAGACGAGAAGCGAAAGAAAGCCGGCGAGAGCAGAGGCGUGAGAGAUCUAAAAAAGGUGAAUACGGUGGGGAUGAAGAAGAUGAGUGAUUUCUUCAAGAAAAAGUAG
Daldinia childiae is the source of this 1371-nucleotide messenger RNA. RefSeq lists its product as uncharacterized. The transcript has a single exon. The coding region runs from base 1 to 1371 and encodes 456 amino acids. Lineage: Eukaryota; Fungi; Ascomycota; Sordariomycetes; Xylariales; Hypoxylaceae. The record is from RefSeq and is a predicted model, not a curated record. Gene Ontology annotation, cellular component: ribonuclease H2 complex; nucleoplasm. Gene Ontology annotation, biological process: RNA catabolic process; ribonucleotide metabolic process.